GCUACUCCACAUAACAAUGUUCCAGAGAAUUGUUAAUUUCUGGUUUUCUAGUUUUAUCACAGAACGUCUUUUAGCAAGUCCUUUAUUUAAUCGUAUUGCUGCAAAGACGCAUCAACAUGUAUCUAGCGUAACAGAAAAAGGAGCCAAAACGGGUGGUGAAUUCAUUAAAGCAUUCAAGGAAAAUCUUGAAAAGGAAACAAGAAACAGCAUGAGAAAAUAAUUCUUCUUAUUUUUGUACAUUACAUACGAUUAAAUUCUUCUAUUUUUUUUUUUGGCAAAUUACAAUGUAAAAUCAUAUUAUUUAUUGACAUUUUCUUUGGCUUUUAGAAUAAAAUUCUAUUUAUAAUAAUAGUAUUAACGUAGAAAUCAGAUAUUAUUAUUAAACAAUUUACAGGGUAUUAUUUUACGAUACGU
Molecule: messenger RNA, 414 nt
Organism: Cokeromyces recurvatus
Lineage: Eukaryota; Fungi; Mucoromycota; Mucoromycetes; Mucorales; Mucoraceae
Exons: 2
Coding region: 17-220 (67 amino acids)
Source: RefSeq, a predicted model, not a curated record